Plasmodium fragile is the source of this 5139-nucleotide messenger RNA. RefSeq lists its product as uncharacterized. The transcript is spliced from 8 exons. NCBI's taxonomy places the organism in Eukaryota, Apicomplexa, Aconoidasida, Haemosporida, Plasmodiidae. Bases 1 to 5139 code for a protein of 1712 amino acids. The record is from RefSeq and is a predicted model, not a curated record.
AUGGAGUCGCGACACGAGUACGAGGCAGUGAACUGCCUCAUAUCUCUCACCAAGAGCCGCAGUGUAGAGACGGAUCUCACAAUAAUAAAAAAAAUACACAAGCUCAUAAAAAAAAACAAAAUAACUUCCCACAUAAACCUUUUCGGCGUGGCAGAAAAUGUAUUCGCUAGCAUAGCAUCCAUCUUAUGUAACAAGGUCAGAGUAGCUCUUUACCUUCUAAGAUGCAAAACAGAUGACUCCCUUGUUGAGGAUACACCUGUGCAUGAAGCUAUGGGGGGGAAUAGCCCCCCCCUUAGUGACUACUUAAGAGGGUACGACAUGUGUAGCAGUGAGAGGUGCCGCCUAACCAUUGAGUAUUAUAUAAAGUUGCUCUCUUUUUGCUUUACGAAAAUGGACACAAGGGAUAGACAAAUCUUCUUCGCCAACCUGAAUAAUCUUUCCAUGUUGCUUACAAUCGAUUUGAAAGAAGCGCAGAGCUCCAGCGAGGCCUUCCAAGUGGCAGUGAUCCAAUACGCCAAAAAACUCUUCCUGAAAAUUUACCCCCAUGAUAUGUUCCAUCACCUACACGAAGGUGACAUAGCAAAUGUUCAACAGGCGGUAGGGAAUUCCACACACCAUAAAUCGGAGGAAAGGAAAAAAGACCUGGACGCAUUCUUGUGCCUUAUGAAGGUCAUCCAAACAAUUUUGCAAAAUGUAAUUCAAAAAAAAAAAAAAAUUAAAUUAAAAAAUCUCAAGUUAUUAUUUAUCAUCCUGAAAAAGAUAAACAAUAAUGUCCUCAUUUUAAAAAAAUGUUUUGGAGCCAUCAGCCUAAAUCUCUUCCUCCUUUAUCGAACCUGCUAUGUGAAGGAUAUUCAAAAGUUCAUUGUAAAAAUUUUUUCCAUGUGCGUCGACAAAAUGUUGCUUUUUUGCCUGAACGGUCAGGUGGAAUUGGGACAAACCAAGUUCGGAGGGGACUACAAAUGGGGUACGCCGCCCACUUGUGGAAGUGAACAGGGAUGUAUUUCCCCUCUGCAAAGUUUGGAAACCCUACCCACAAUGGGCUCUUCCGCUCCCUUUGUUGGAGAGCACCCCCACGGGGCACCUGGCCCCCCGGGAAAGACCCAAUUGGGCCAACUGCUAGGCAAAGCGCGUCACACCCCACCAUACAAUACACCCAUGGACGAAUCGAGCGAAGACAAAACGAUCAUCGCCAACAUCUACUUCAUCUGUUACUACGUUCUCACAAACUAUGAGGACGAGAUUGUUGCAGAGGUUACCCACCUGUGCAAAAUUAUAAUCAACUAUUGGUACCUCCUGCACAAGAACUUGGUUCUCAUGGGGUACUUUGUCCUUGUGUCUGAACUUUUUUCUGAGGCAGGCGAUUCUUUUGCGGCUCGGUUAGAGCUCCUCCUGGGCAGUAAACGCUUCGCCCACCUGUUGCAUGUUCACAAGUUAAGCGUUUCUCUGUGGCGUGGUGAGCAGCAGGGCGGAGGUAAGAGCAGCCACUCAGUAACCGUUCCACCUAGUGCACCAGUUAACGGUUCACGUAACUGCGCACGUAACGCUUCACGUAACGCUCUACGUAACGGUGCAGGAGUCAACCAACCCGGUGAGCCGCGUACCCCCCAGGAAGCCACUCUUCAUGACGAUCUCCACGCCAUCUUCACAAAUCUCAUCACGUCGCUGCAGCCAGAUGAGCACCCCCUUAUCCGCCUCGACCCUGAAGCCAAUUGCACCCUGGAACAGUUAAACAAAAAUAUGGGUACCUACUACUUCAAACACCUCUAUAACAUUUUCAUGUGCAGAAGACAAAACGAAGUAUGCCUUCUUCGGUUUAUGAAGGGCUAUCUGUACUUCCACUUUAUCAACAGACAAACAGAAAAAGUGCCACUUGUUAGAGAAUACUUUUGUGUAAAUUAUUUUCUCUCCCUGUACGAGAUGUCCAAUGUGGCUUGUGUGAAUAAGGGGACUUAUCUCCCCCAAUGCGAUUCCUCCACCAUCCUGAGCGAGGACAACUCAUUAUAUUCUUUAAAUGUAUAUGAACAGCUAGCUGAUGGGAGAAGCUAUUGUUCAGGUGAAAAGUCAAACAGGACUCAAAUCAGAUUUUCUCAUUUUCGAAACAUCAAGGAUGGUUUCAGGUUGCAGGACGUGGGACUCAUCGGCGAGGUCAGCAUCCUGUUCUUCCUCCUCACGAACGAAAACGAACUGGAGAACCACCUGAACCAAGUCAUGUACACAGUGUGGGACAACUGCAGAAGAGAGGGCACUAGAAGGGGCACAAAAAGUGAAGAGCUCGUUUUAACGAACAAGUGGUGGAAGCAGAUACAUUCCUUUACCAACUCUAUCAAUUGGGCAAAUGCAAAAAAAUCACCAGAGGAGAUAUGUAGCACAUCUGAAACAGACUCGACAAGAGACAUCACCCCCACGGAUGAUGGAGGCAGGGAAGGAGAGGAGCAGCCCCCCCUUAAGCGAAAAUGCAAGUGCCUCCACUUUAUUAACUUUUAUAUGGACGCCCUCAUAGUGAUGUUGUGCACACAUGCGAGAGUUCAUUUGGAAGGAAGAAGUGAAGCGGAGACAAUACCAGUCAUGUCUCACAACCAACCCGUUUCUAAAUGGGCACUACAGAACGACCUGGUCAAAGAAGUCCUGCAAGAAUACAACAACCUCUAUAAGAGCUACUUUUAUUUAGCCCUUCAAAUGAAAUUGUCUCAGGGGACUCCUAACUUAAGGAUGACGAUGGAGAAGGUAUUUUUGUUCCUGACGUCCAAGAGGGUGAAAAAGGCGCAUCAUGUGGACGCGGCGGGUGAAGGAGGUCAUAGGAAAGGGGCCGAUGAGGUAGACCUGAGCCAGUACUACCUCUCCCUCCUGCUAAUAUGCAUAAACAAGUGCUUCUGCGUGUCAUCCCUGUGUGGGUACCAAGACUUGAUGGAAAAAUAUUUCUGUAAAAUUUUUUUUUUUUUCUUGUUAAACGUGAGUAACCCCUGUUCAUAUGUGAGGGAGCUGGUCGAGUACACAAUACGCAAUGUCCACCUGUGUCGCCAUGAGGGAGUGGGUAGCGAAGUGGGGGCACCCAAUGACAACUGCAUCUCUGCACAGGCGGGGAAGACGCACCUUCUGUGCGUCCCAGCCCACGGUAGCAGCAUGGUGGAAGCAAUUCACCUGGACACAGCCUCUGUCGCUAAACCCGUCGACUCCAAGCCUACUGAUGAUAUGGCCAAUCGAGAUCCCGCCCCCCAGGUGGACCGCAUGGAGGACAUUCUAAACCAGAACAGCGAAGCUAUAUCAUCCUACGUGUAUAAAAAAUUAAUCAACAUGGAUUCAGUUCACAGCUGCAGAAAAAUUUCUACUCUAACGCAAUUCCUCGUGAGGCACCACUAUUACCAUAUUUACAUUUUCAAAGACAUUUGCGUCCACAUGAUAAAAUACGCAAGGAGGAUGCAGUUCCUUCAUUUGGAGCGACAGAGGAAAAACGAAAUGGCGGUGCUCAUGUUGAACGUUUUUAAUUAUGUCCUUUACUUGUUUUAUGAACAUAUAAGUCGGAAGAGAGUGGAGCUGUGUGUGCGGGGCAACUACGUGGCGCAGGUCAAGAGGCGGCUCCUGCGCGGGGACACGCGCGUGAAUUUUGCUCACCUCAGAGGGGCAGUUGGGAAGAGUUGCAACAGGGGCGACGACAUGACUGAAGACAGCGUUGACAAAAGCGGUGGUAGAAAUGGACACCCAACUGUACCGCUUCGCGAACCGCUUCGCGAACCGCUUCGCGAAUCGAUCCGCUCCACGCAUGGCAAAGGGACCCUCCACAGCAUACUCCACAGACACGCUGAGCAAAAAAAAAAAAAAAAGCUAUUUCUACACAACUCACUCUUAUUCAAAUUUCACCAAGACCUCAUCAAUGUGGUCCACUUGGACACAGUAAGCAGCGAAGAGGCCAAGGCGGACUGCUAUAAUAAAAUAGAAGAACACAUGAAAAGUAUUAUGAACAAGGCAAGGGAAAACAUUUCAUGUGAGAGGCUUGUCAAUAUCCUUGUGGACGAUGACUUCUACGCUUUGUAUGAAGAACAAGAUGGGAGGAACACCAGUGCACGAAGUAACCCUAACGGGGACUCUACAAAGGAUCUUAAGGACAAUAUUUACUUCAAUGUAAGGAAGUACCAACAGGAGGUUCAUUACCCCGACAUCAGACACACGGCAGAGUAUAUUUUCCAUUUUGCAAAAAAGUUUCUUUGUCAUGAGGACGUAUACGUGCGAUGUAGUGCCCACCUCUGCGUUCUACGAUGCCUCUUCAUUUUUUCAACGCGACUGUAUGAGUUGUACCCAAAGAUAUACCAACUGUGGGAGUACGUAAAAAUCAACUUCAGAAAAAACGAGUACAUGAACGACAUAGUCCUUUUGAACAUAAUUAAUUACGUGGCAACCAUCGAUGAUAAAUUCUCCCCAAAUCUCAUCCUUAGUGACAUCAUACCGGAGCUUUUCCGAAAAAUGGACAAGCUCGAAAUGGGAAGAGAGAUGUCCAAGCAGAGCUUCGAGUACAGGUUCCUCCUCAACGCAAUGCUACUCCUCGUGAACGUGUCCAAGGAGGAAAGCUGUUUCGAACAUGUUCACCCCUUUGUCAGCCAUUUUUGCCUAAAGUGUCUGCGCGAUGGAGUGGACGAUCAGAUUAAGAGGCUCGCCCUAAAUAUUAUUUGCAACUUCUUCCUCAUUGAUAUUCCAAAGAUAAGCCGAGCAAUACAAAACCUGCGCGUCGUUAAAGAGCGGAUCGACCAAACGUGUGGAAGCAAUGCAACGAACGAGGAAAAAUUACAUGUCCUGUUUGGGGGCAGUAUCGUAAAGGACAUUUGCAUAGAGCAGCCGUUACUAUUCCUUUCUUGUUUUCUUCAAGUGCAAAAUCUGAGGGAUGUCCUUACCUUAGUAUUUCAUGUCGACCACAGGAUGGUUAAUUUUUUGUUAAUUUAUUUUGAAUUCCUGAAAAUGAAAUACAAAUAUAAAUGUGGCCUGCAUCAGCACUGCCUCAUCGUGUCCAGUCACUUCUUAGGUGGCGAAAACGGAGGCCGUGUGGCGACUCCAGGUGGAGGCACACGUGGGCUGUCCCAAUCUUUGAUAGCAAACCCUCCUACCAUUUUCAAAAAUGACGCGAACAUAAUGCACACGGAAUUCCAAGGUUGA